AUGGGUCGAGUUCAAGAAGAGGGAAGCGGUCUGGUUCAUGGCUUCCAGUUAUCAACAGUUACUGCGUCUAGACCAACAGAGACCAGUACGACCCACGAAACCACCGAUUUAGACCUCGCCAUGAAGCUCCACUACCUAAAGGCGGUUUAUAUAUACUCGGCCGAGACGGCACGUGACUUGACCGUGAUGCACGUGAAAGCGCCCUUGUUUGCAGUGUUCGAGCAGAUCCCUUGGAUCACUGGGAGGUUCAGGCGGCAUGAUUCGGGGCGUCCGUACAUAAAGUGCAACGACUGUGGUACGCGUUUUGUGGAAAGCCAAUGCGAUCUCACCGUGGAGGAGUGGCUCCGUGUACCGGACCGGUCCGUUGAUGAGUCUCUGGUUUAUCAUCAACCAAUUGGACCGGAGUUGGCAUUCUCUCCUUUGAUCUAUAUUCAGAUGACCCGGUUUAAGUGCGGUGGAUUAGCAUUGGGCUUGGGCUGGGCCCAUGUAAUGGGAGAUCCAUCCUCUCUUUCUCAUUUCUUCAAUUUAUGGAGUCGAGUCUUUGCUGGUGAAAAGAUCGAUUGCCCCAAAGCCUCUAAUGGAGAAAAGGGUUUCCAAAACCCGAAUUUGAAGGGCAAAAACCCGGAUUCCAUCAAACGGGUUGACCCGGUCGGAGACCUUUGGGUCGCUCCAAAUAACAAGAAAAUGGCAACAUACUCUUUCAAUCUAACGAUUAAGGAGAUACGAUCACACUUUCCGGCGAACGAAGACGUCUUCGAGAUUCUCUGUGGGAUCAUAUGGAAAUGCAUAGCGAAUGUGAGGAAGGGAGAAUCAGAGACGGUUACGAUUACGAUCAUCAGAUCGGACUCGGACGGCUUGAAACCUAGAUCGGUUAGUAACAGUCAGGUAAUUAGUUCCGUUCAUGUCGAUUUUUCGGUGGCCGAAGCAAAUUUGGAGGAGAUUGUGAAAUCGAUUGGAGAAGCGACCGAUGAGAGGUUUGGGAUUGAUGAGAUUGGAGAGAGCGAUGAUGGUGUUUCGGAUUUCAUCGUCUACGGAGCGAAAUUGACGUUCGUGGAUAUGACCCAAGUGGAUUUCUACGAGGCGAAAAUAAAGGAAAAAUCGCCGAAAUCAGUUUAUUGUAAUGUUCACGGGAUAGGAGACGACGGAGCUGUGGUGGUGCUGCCGGCGGCGAAAGAGGAGGAGAGGUUUGUGACGGUGACGUUGCCGGAGGAAGAGAUGGAGAAAGUUAAAUGGGAACUGAAGAAGUGUGGUUUAAUUACGGCGUUAAUUAACGGAGAGUGA
This is a messenger RNA of Arabis nemorensis, 1281 nucleotides long. The record is from the annotation of a GenBank genome assembly. NCBI's taxonomy places the organism in Eukaryota, Viridiplantae, Streptophyta, Magnoliopsida, Brassicales, Brassicaceae.